Messenger RNA from Medioppia subpectinata, 2472 nucleotides. The record is from the annotation of a GenBank genome assembly. NCBI's taxonomy places the organism in Eukaryota, Metazoa, Arthropoda, Arachnida, Sarcoptiformes, Oppiidae.
UCCGAUGGCGAAGACGAAGAGAAACCGAAGUCAAAGGGCCCGAAGAAGGGUCGCAAAGGUAAAGCAGAUCCGGACGCUGAAGACUCAGCCGCUGGUGAAUCACCAAAAGGGAAGGCCAGCAAAAAGGGCCGCAAACCUAAGCCGAGUGACGCGGACGGAGACAGCGGUGGAGAGUCACCGGCGAAACGGAAAAAGGGCGGCAAAACGGGUGGCCGUAAACCCAAAGACGGCGAUCCGGAGGGCACUACUGAAGCCGCGGCUGAAUCGGCACCGAAACCCUCUGCGCGUAAAAACUCGCCGCCCGUUAAUGUCAACGAACAGCCAAUCGGCGACGAGAUUAGAGAACCGGAGGGCGAUCUCAACGACUUGGGAGCGCUCAUACCGUCCGGCGAUUCGCCGAACAAGUUUGCGAAGAUUAUCGACGACGACGUGUGUCACGUGAUUAUCAGAAUGGGAAAGAUGUAUUGGGACGGGAAGUGCAAACCCGUUAGGGAGGACCCCAACAAAUACCCGCCCAAAAUUGUGGGCGCCGUCAAGACUCGGGCCGGACAGUGGUAUUACUUCGAUAGGGAUGGCAAGUACUGCACCCGAAAGGAUAGGGAAACCACUGAUUGUAACGAUUGGAAAGACAACAAAGAGGUGUUUGGGUGCGACGCCGAUCAAUCGGAAACCAUGGAAGCGCUUUGCGACAAACCCAAAAUCAAAGCCGCGGGCAAUCACUGGCCACUGAUAUUGGUAUUCAGGGGUCAAAAAUAUUGGGUGUUUGACAAUAAGGAACAGCCGGGCAAACCAUUUGGCAAACUAAUAACCGGCGCUUUGCCCGCCCGCGACAAGUGGCCGGGCGUUCACCUACCGGGCGGCCAAUCGCACCACAAGCAGGCGAUGGUAAUGGUGUACCGGAACAAGUGGUCGCGUUGGAUGCCGGGUAAGGACCAGACCGAGGGUGACGUCUUUGACGAACCCAUUCUGGAUAAGGGCGACGACGACGACGAAGACGGCGAUGUGGGCAACGCGGGAGCGCUGAUCAAUGUGGACAUUGCCGGCGCCCGAUACGCCAAGAUUAAAGGCGAUCAGGUGUGCAAUCUUCAGAUCACAUACAACCAGAGCGUAUGGAUUGGCGAUUGUCGGCCGGCGCUGACCGAUGCCGAACAGUUCCCGCCGUUCAUUGUGGCCGCCAUUAAGGGAAGAGAUCGUAACUGGUAUUACUUCGACGAAAAGGGAAAGUACUGUAAACGCGCCGAAGGGACCAGAGAUAAGUGCACGGACUGGAAAGACAACGGCGAAGUGUUCGGCUGUAACGCUAAGAAACUGAAGCCCGAGUUGGACGCCCUGUGCGAUAACGUGACCAUCAGUUCGGGUGGCAAUUAUCCGCCGUUUGUGUAUAUAUUUCGGGGCCGGAAGUACUGGAAGUUUGACGGCCAUCACCCGAAAGCGGGCAAACCGUUGGGCGAUCUCAUCAAAGGCAACCGUCCGGCCAAAGAGGAGUUCGACGGCAUCCAUAUGCCGGGCGGCGCCUCCUUCAACAAGAACGCCUUCGUUGUGGUCUAUAAGAACACGUGGAGUCAGUGGAAGCCAAAGGGGGCCGACAUUGGUCUGCAUAAGAAGAUGCGCCGCAACGACAACGAGAUCAAUAACGCGCCGAUAGGGACGGCAACGAUGGAGAUAUUGGGAGAGCCGGACGAUCAGCCCGACGGCGAACCCGCAGAUAAGGGCGCUCUGAUCGCCACCAACGAGAAAAAGGGCCGAUACGCUGUGAUUAGAGGCAAACAGAUCUGCUAUUACCUGAUGACCGACGCCAAGCUCUCGUCGGUCGGCAAGUGUCAGCCCGUUUCCGACGAUAAGAACAAUUACCCGUCGAAUACAAUCGCUGUGCUCAGGGAUAGGGACCGGAACUGGUAUUUCUUUGACAGCAGAGGGAAGUACUGUAAACGAAAGGCCGGAAACAAAGACAAUUGCUCCAAAUGGGUGUCCAAUGAGGAAGUGUUUGGGUGUCGUGUGAAGAGCAAAGUGUCGUUCGUGCAGAGCCUCUGUGGUAACGUUAAGAUCAGCGCCGGCACCAACUUUUCGCCCUUCGUGUACGUGUUUAGAGGCGGGAAGUACUGGAAGUUCAACAAUAGGCCCAAAAAGAACAAACCGUUCGGCGAUAUCGUUGACGGCGGGAAACUGGCCGCAGAGAAGUGGCCAGACAUUCAUUUCCCCGGCGGCGCCGGCUAUCGUAAGUCGGCGUUCGUAAUGGUCUAUCGGGACAAGUGGUCGCUGUGGCGAAAGACGUCGACCGAAGUGUUGGACGCGACGAUCGGUGUGUCCGGCGAUGGAAACUCCAACGACGACGAGAACGAUGUGAUGGUCAGGAGCUCUGCCGACGGCGACUUUGACGACGCUUUGGUGGCCGACGGGGAGGGAGACUACGAUCUGAUGCGCGAAGAGAUGGACCCCAGCUAUGAACACGCCUUAACUGUGGCCGAGGGUUAG